UUUGCCCAAUGCGUCUCCCGCCCACAAACUCGUUUGAACUCUGUAUCUCUCUGACACUCCCUCUUUCUCUACCUCUCUCUGUCUUGUCCAGAGAAUUAACUCCAAAUUUCAAUCUAAAUACCGAUAAAGCUACAUGGGUUCGAGAGCAGGUGGAAAUGGAAUUGAUUUAUGGUCAGAAAUCAUUGCUGAAGAGCAGGAAUACAUCGAUCAAUUACAAGAACAGAAGAUUGAAGUGAUUUACCGAAGGAGACGACCCCAGAAAACCCCUCCUGAUGUCAAUUCGGAGAAGUUGGAAUCAAAUAAAGAGAAUAGGGUGAGUUUGGCUGCUGCCACCAAGCGGGUCAGUUGGAAUCGUUCGCUUUCCAUCAGAGGGAGAGUAAGCAUUGCUAUUGCUGCUUGUGUGGACAAUAGACCUAAACAAAAGCAGGGCAAAAGGAAGGGCAAGCCGCCUGUUCCAAAAGGAAAGGUUGUACAGCCUCCAAACUUUGACAAAGAAAAGGAAUACUUUCAAGAAGUUGAUGCUUUUGAGUUGCUGGAGGAGAGCCCCUCACCCAAAAACAUUGGUACAUGGGCCACUGGCAAUGGAACUGAUACUUCAUCUAUACCAUAUUUGUCUUCAAGAUUAGAGAAAUGGUUAAUUUCGAAGAAGCUGAACUUCAGUGCUGCACCUUCUACUACUCUAUCGAAGUUACUAGAAACUCCAGCCAUGCCCUUGGAAACCAUUUACGAUAAUGAUUUCAGUGCUGCACAUUUGAAAACCCCUGAAAAGUCCUCUUCGAAGAUCAAUUCAAGUCUGCAUUCUGUCCACAGCAGAAUUAAUGCAUAUUUAUGCAGUAAAUGUGUGCCUGAAAUGAAAUCUGAUUCACAAAUGAUCAGCACUAUGUUGCGAAGUACCGAUGAUGAGGGUUUUAAGGACAUUGAAGCUGCAGUUAAGAAACUCUCUUUAGCGUCAACAUCUACUUCAGUGGAUCAUGACUAUGUGGAUCCAUUUUCUUCACUUUUGGUGGUAUGUGGACAGACGGUUCCAUCAACUUUGCUGGACGUGUUCUCCAAAUAUUGUGACGCAGAAAGGAUUACCAAAGUGGGAGAAGGUACAUAUGGCGAAGCCUUCAAAGCUGGAAAUACUGUUUGUAAAAUAGUUCCAAUUGAUGGAGACCUGAAAGUAAAUGGGGAAGUACAAAAGAAAUCAGAAGAACUUCUUGAGGAGGUUGUGCUUUCUAAGACCCUUAAUCUUCUAAGACAGCAUGAUGGCGAUGCCCACAAUGCAAGCACCACAUUCAUUGAGACCUUGGAUCUAAAGGUGUGCCAGGGUCCUUAUGAUAAUGCAUUAAUUAAAGCAUGGGAAGAUUGGGAUGACAAAAAUGGUUCAGAAAAUGAUCAUCCUGGAGAGUUUCCAGAGAAACAGCGGUAUGUUGUGUUUGUACUACAACAUGGCGGUAAGGACCUUGAAAGCUUUGUUCUAUCAAACUUUGAUGAGGCACGGAGUUUAUUAGUUCAGGUUACAGCUGCCUUAGCUGUUGCAGAAGCUGCUUUUGAAUUUGAACAUCGGGACCUCCACUGGGGAAACAUUCUGUUAUCUCGAAGUGACUCUACUACAAUCCAAUUUAUCCUUGAGGGAAAGCGUAUUCUUGUCAGAACAUAUGGAUUAUUGAUAUCAAUAAUUGAUUUCACUCUGUCAAGAAUCAAUACUGGUGAAGAUAUACUCUUUCUGGAUUUAUCCUCGGAUCCUUACCUCUUUAAAGGUCCAAAGGGUGAUAAACAAGCAGAAACAUAUAGAAAGAUGAGGGAGGUAACAGAAGAUUUUUGGGAAGGAAGUUUCCCCAGAACAAACGUGUUAUGGCUGCUGUAUUUGGUGGAUAUAUUACUUCUGAAGAAAUCAUUUGAACGUUCCUCAAAAAAUGAGAGAGAGUUGCGCUCUCUGAAGAAGCGCUUGGACAAGUACAACUCAGCCAAAGAAGCUAUUUUUGAUCCUUUCUUCAGUGACUUGCUUGUGUCAUGUGAAUGAAAAGAAGAGAACAGAGCUUGGACUAGGAAAGAAAACAACUUAUUUCUUUUACUAUUCUAGAGCUUAGGGUGGAUAAUUAUGCAAAUGUUAAUACAUGCUAACAUAUAUCACAGUUUUGUGAUACGGGGCAUAAGUAGCCAUGACUGUUAAUAGAUCCUAACUUAUAUUACACCCACAGAACCUCUCUGCCUACGGUAAUUUUAAUCUGCCAUGACUGUUAAUGGAUUCCAACUUAUGUUGCAUACGGAUUUUAAUCUGCCAUGAAUGUUAAUGGAUGUAACCUAUAUCACAUGGACAAA
This is a messenger RNA of Manihot esculenta (cassava), 2304 nucleotides long. RefSeq names its product serine/threonine-protein kinase haspin homolog. Gene Ontology annotation, biological process: protein phosphorylation; mitotic cell cycle; intracellular signal transduction. The transcript is spliced from 15 exons. The coding region runs from base 134 to 2005 and encodes 623 amino acids. The record is from RefSeq and is a predicted model, not a curated record. Gene Ontology annotation, molecular function: ATP binding; histone H3T3 kinase activity. NCBI's taxonomy places the organism in Eukaryota, Viridiplantae, Streptophyta, Magnoliopsida, Malpighiales, Euphorbiaceae. Gene Ontology annotation, cellular component: nucleus; cytoplasm.